AUGUCGCCAGCCCCAGCGCCGCAAGCCAUCGGGGUCCUGGCGAAGUACACGGAAAACAGCGCACUCCAGGGCUCAUUCGCAGAGCACAUCCACGCUCUCCAGUCCAUACAGCCACCCGUGCGAAUCGUCGCAGUCCGCACACCCCGAGACCUCGAGCAAUGCCGCGCUCUCAUCAUCCCAGGAGGAGAGUCGACCACCAUCUCGCUCCUCAUUCGCAAAUCGGGCCUUUACGAGCCACUGAAGGAGUUUGUUGCGCGAGCAAAGGAGGACAAGGGGAGGAGCGUAUGGGGGACGUGUGCGGGAAUGAUCCUCCUCGCGAGGGAGAUUGACGGGCCGACGAGCGAGGGAUGGGAGGGAUUCGACGCGAUGGACGUCAAGGUCGCGCGGAAUCAGUACGGUCGUCAGCUCCAAUCCUUCUCGUAUUCCGUCUCCCUCCCCUUCAUCUCCCGUCCCUCUGACCCCGUCCUCGCAACCUUCAUCCGCGCACCAGUCCUGCACUCCCUCCUCCCCUCCUCACCGUCCUCCCAGCCAGUCGAACCGCUCGCCCGCAUCCCCUCCUCUCUAAUCCCCUCUCCUCCGCACGCCAAAGCCGUCACAGGUGGUUCGACAACCUUAGGACCACACGCGGACGUGGUCAUGUAUCGCCAGGGAGGACUGUUGGCGAGUUCGUGGCAUCCAGAGUUGAACAAGGAGGAUGCGAGAGUGCAUGAGUGGUGGGUGAGGGAGGUGGUGCUCGAGGGGGAGGAGGCGUGA
This is a messenger RNA of Rhodotorula toruloides NP11, 753 nucleotides long. Its product is annotated as glutamine amidotransferase. NCBI's taxonomy places the organism in Eukaryota, Fungi, Basidiomycota, Microbotryomycetes, Sporidiobolales, Sporidiobolaceae. Gene Ontology annotation, cellular component: glutaminase complex; cytosol. Gene Ontology annotation, biological process: pyridoxal 5'-phosphate biosynthetic process; pyridoxine metabolic process. Gene Ontology annotation, molecular function: glutaminase activity. The record is from RefSeq and is a predicted model, not a curated record. Bases 1 to 753 code for a protein of 250 amino acids. The transcript has 3 exons.